AUGUCCAACAGACGGGACAGGCAAAUCUGCCGAUCCUUCAACUCUUCUAGGGGGUGCCGUUUUCAGAACUGCAAGUUUCUCCACGAAAGAACCGGAAGUCCAACACCUUCGGCGUCGUCAACUCCCUUGCAUUCUCCCAGAUCAUCAAGCAGGCCGGAGGGAAUCACAGCAGGCCGGGGGAACUGCGAGUUCUUCUGGACUUCUGGGGAAUGUCGACGAGGAUUCGACUGUACAUACCGCCAUGUUCGUCAGCCGCAGAUUGUAGAGGCGCCUCCAAUGGCAACGUGUUCGGAAACUGACACCCUCGACUUUCUGACUACCGAAGGGUUGGCCGAUAUAAACAAUAUGUCCUUACACAGCUUGCAUGCCAUGAGCCCGACAGAGGCGCAUAACAUGCUCAAGCAGUUCAAUAGUCCAGACUUCCAGUUCAUGAGCCCGGAUCGAGUCGUUCAGUUUGUCCAGAUUCUAGCCAGCGUUGAUCGCCGAAAUUCACAAUGGGAUACCAUUAGGGCCCAGUCGUUUCUUGAAAUGAUAGUCAAUUUGAAGCACCAUGUCCUCGCUCGCAUCCGCGAGGUCUUGCAAUAUUCCCCCGUUUCUUGUCGUGCUGGUACAGGCUUCACGACCCUCUCGUUUCAAAUUGGAUAUUUCCCGCUUCUUCAGUUCUUUGGCUCGGACCUAAUCCUCAAAACCAAUCUUCAUCAUAAUAUCCACGCCUUAUACAGUGCCCUGGAUAGUGGUCUCGACCAUAUGCUCGACAUCGUUUCUUCAUGCAUGGAGCAAAUGAUUCAGAAUCGAUCUUGGAAAGAUCCUACGCCAGCUCUUCCUGCCUCACGGCAAAGCAGUCUUUCGGGAGUGGUCGUCUUCGGCACGAUCGCGACCCUGCUAACCCAAUAUUUUCAACGUUUCAAACAUGCCAUCAAUAAUCACCCAGAUAUCGCCGUAUUCGUUGGCAACCUCGUUCGAUGGCACGACGAAUGGGCGAGACUGAUCAUGACGGCGAGCUUUGAUGAUUCCAUUGACCCCACCGUUCAGCGAUUGACGCUGGAACAAAUCAAAGAGUCCAUAAGCAGACUCGACGCAAUCGUACAGCGAGAGCGCGCAAAUGCGCAGAGCAGACGAAGACCAGCGCAGCCUCAGGGUCUGAGGGAAGAGCAUCGAUAUGAAGCAUUGCAGGCUCGUCUCAUUCAGACUUACGACGCUCCCGGUGCCCUCCGCCUUCUUGGUCCUCGACACAGCAAUGAUCACUGUGACAUAGCCGACAUACAGAUCGUCCCUACGCAUGACGAGAUGAUCUCUGCUGCUGUGCCAUACAUUCCCGUCAACCUUCCAGACGCUCCACAUCAUUUGGCUCCAAAUUCAAUGGAGCGGCACCUGGACAUUCAGUUCCGUCUCUUGCGCGAGGAGCUCGUUGCCCCCAUCCGCGCCUCGAUAUCUACUAUUCAACUUGACUAUGAUGCUAUGCAGGCACAAGCAUCAAGACGUGACGCCCCGCCAGUCCAAUUACAAAAUUUACUCAAGGCCAAGGGAGGCAUAUACCGCACCUCUGGAUAUGACUCGACUAUGUUCCAUAUCUACACAAAUGUCGAAUACGCCCCUCUUCAAGUGGAACGACGUGGUUUCACAGUCGGGCUCGUUGUCGAUGCGCCACCCUCAGAACACGCCCGACACUCUGAUCCCAAAGUCAGAAAAGAGUUCUGGGAACAUUCUGGUUCACGGCGACUCAGCGCUGGCAGCAUCGUCGUUUUAGUCAUCGCAACGUUUGGUCGUCUAAGCGUCUAUGCUGGCAGUGUUUCUUCAUCGACGGAUGACAUUAUCGAGUCGUCCAAGGCCCAUGAGAGCCGCAUCACAAUUCGCGUCAAUUUUUUUGAUCCCCACGUAGAGCUUGGCGCUCUUCGACAGGAAAAGAUCACCAUCGAUAUGAACCGGUUUGCCUUCUUGGUGGAUAACAACAUCAUGUUUGAAUCUAUCAGGCCCUUUUUGGAGAAGCUGCGUUCCGUUGAACCUACUUCCAUGCCGUUUUCCGGUUAUAUUUGUGGGGUCGAUCUGGGAGGUGUCACGGUUGCGCCUCCAAAGUAUAGUCAAAACCCGUCUUUUCGGUAUAACCUAGAGUGUCUCUCGAAAGAUAGAAUCAGGGUGUCCCAUCCACUGAACACGAUGGACCCUUUAUCAAUCCGGAGAGCCCGACUGCAGCUGAAGACAUCAAGCAAUUUAGACCCUAGUCAAUGCGAUGCAGUGGUCGAUGCUUUGACAAGGGAGGUCUCUCUAAUCCAAGGACCUCCAGGUACCGGAAAGAGUUUCACCGGCAAAGAGUUGCUUCGGGUCUUAUUCGCCAACAAGGUCAAGCCCAUUGUGAUGAUCGCUUUCACAAAUCAUGCACUGGACCACAUGCUGCUCUCCUUGUUGGAUGCGGAUAUCACGAAGAAUCUUGUUAGGUUGGGAUCACGGUCCUCGGAUGAACGCAUCAAUGAAUAUACCUUGGACAAGCUAGAGAGGAUGACGGAUAGAAGGCCUUCGCCGCUAGAUCAGAUUGUGGGCAAGGAACGUUUUGCCAUGGGUCAACUAGAGGACGAAAUGAGAACGAUCCUACAGCAUAUCCAAACGCCUUCGCACACCUGGGAGACCGUCUCCGAAUAUCCGCAAGAGAAUUUCCCCGAUCAUUAUAUCUCGUUCUCAGAACCUCCUUUCUGGAUCGAUAAACUAGCAGAAGACCUUCGCCAGAAUAUUGAAGCAGAAGGGGAAUGGACAACUGUGCACAAAAACAAGAAAAAACGAGAUAUCGACAUCCCGAAUACCAUAUAUUCCUUUUGGAAAACAGGACAAGAUAUCUCGUUCCUACAGCCUCCACAGCUACCGCAGAACAUCGCGCAGUCAGCUAGAGGAAAGAAGCAGAAGUCAGCUGGAGGGAAGAAGCAGAAACAGGAGACCCUUGUAGCAGAGUUUCUGCAGCUGCAACAGGAGUAUUCAAUGCGUAUGAACGACUUCUUCAUACCAUUGGGAUUUCCAGAGGGCGAGCUUCCGUCUAUUCCCACUACUUCCAGGCGGAUCGAUAGGCUGAUGGUCGCUGAUGCCAUCUGGCGUAUGUCUGUCGAAGAGCGACAAAUACUGUCAGAAUUCUGGGAACAAGAAAUGAGGACUUUUGCGUACAGCAAACAUCGACAGGAUUACGAAGAGCGACGGAAAGAAUAUGAAGCUGCUUGCAAGCGGUUUAACGAUGCAAAGGACGAAAGUCGACGGCAAUUACUAUCUCGAGUUGACCUUAUUGGAUGUACUACUAAUGGCGCUGCUAAACUCACUUCACUUUUGACGACCGUGGCGCCCAAAGUGCUGAUGGUGGAAGAGGCAGGACAAGUCCUUGAGGCACAUAUCUUGUCUUCUCUUGUGCCAUCUGUGCAACAUCUUAUUUGUAUAGGAGAUCCGAAGCAACUUCGUCCCACCUUGGCCAAUUUUUCUCUAUCUAUGGAUAGUGAACGGGGACGUGAACUGUACAAAUUUGACCGUUCUUUGAUGGAACGGUUGGCCGAUGGUGGGUUCCCAAUGUCCCAGAUCAACGUCCAGAGGAGAAUGCGUCCUACCAUUUCUCAUAACAUUCGAAAAAUUUUGUAUUCUAACUUGGAGGACCACGAUAUCGUCACAAAGUACCCUCCGAUUCAAGGGAUGGAAAAGGAUCUUUUCUUCUUUACGCACACAAACCGGGAGAAAGCUGCAGAUGAAGGCUCGGUAUCCAAAGUCAAUACAUUUGAAGUUAAAAUGAUUGUUGACCUUGUCAUGUACUUUUUGAAGCAGGAGGCUUAUAGUUCACCCGGAGAUAUUGCUGUCCUUUGCGCAUAUUUGGGCCAGUUACGAGAGCUGAAAUCCACUCUGAACUCCCUCAAAGUUGCCGUUUCUGUCGACGAACGCGAUCAGGAUCAGCUAGCCCGGGAGGGAAUGGACGACGAAGGUUAUGUAGAGCAAGUCACUGUGUCCAAGCAUGUUCGUCUAGGAACUGUCGAUAUCUUCCAGGGCGAGGAAGCAAAAAUCGUCGUCGUUUCUCUCGUCCGAAAUUCUGGAUCUUUCGAUAGCGACACGUCAAUUGGUUUCCUGAAGUCUGUAAAUCGUAUUAAUGUGGCACUGUCUCGGGCUCAGCACGGGCUGUACAUCCUAGGAAACGCUUCCAACCUUCGUCAAAAUCCGACCUGGAAGACUAUCAUAGACGAAAUGGAACAACGGGACCAGAUUGGUUUUGGCUUUUCAGUGAUAUGCCCUCGCCACCCAAAUCAGAGGAAUAUAAUAACGGCACCGGGCCAACUCAGUGUUGUGGCACCAGAAGGUGGCUGUUGCUUGCCUUGUGAUUACCGUAUGGACUGCGGUCACAAUUGUCCUUCUAUGUGCCAUCUUGAUCUCGACAAACAUCGCAGUAUGCAGUGCUAUAUGCCAUGUCUCCGAACUCCAUGCCCUCGUAUGCACCCAUGCCAUAAGAGAUGCUCCGACAAGUGUGGCCCCUGUGAAUUCCCACUCUCCAACGUCGAACUUCCUUGCGGCCAUAAAGCAUCAAUUUCAUGCUAUCAAGCAGAAGACCUAUCUUCAGUUUUCUGUCAUGAAGAGGUCAUAAAAUGGUUGCCGCUCUGUGGACAUGAAGCAACAGUUUACUGUUCGGAUGAUCUCAAAGAGCACAAAUGCCUCAAUGCUUGCGGAGGAACUAUGUCGUGCUGUGGAAAGACGUGCAAGUCGUCUUGUGGGGACUGCACAAAACUUAAUCUGCCAGUAACUCAGGCCGGGAUCGAAAGAGUUUUCAGCUUAAGAAUCAUUCGCAUCUUGCACAAAUCACAUCAAUGCGAGCGACUCUUAUUCUGUCAACACAAAUGCGGUCUCGACUGUUCUCAAGACCAUGAAUGUAAUACUUCAUGUGCGCAGGCAUGCCGCCAACGUUGUUCUCACCACAAGUGUCCCAAGCCAUGCGCUCAGGACUGUGCACCUUGUGCCGAGCCAUGCGACUGGAUCUGUCCACAUUUGUCCUGUCCAGUUCUAUGUGGAUCGAUAUGCGCACGUUUACCAUGUGAUGAACCAUGCCGUACUGUGCUCCAAUGCGGCCAUAUCUGCCCUUCAGUAUGUGGUGAACCGUGCCUUCAACAGAAGUGCAUCGAAUGUCUUUCUGACGAAGACAAAAUGGACAUCGUAGACUUUGUCAUGCAACGGACACUGGCUGAGAUACCUGUUGGAUCGGAGGACAUCAGCGACAAAUUGAUUACUCUAGAUUGCGGUCACAUCUUCACAGUGGAGACUUUAGACGGACAUUGUCAUAUGACUGACUAUUACGAGGUCGAUGGGAUGGGUUCCUAUACUGGAAUGAAAGCUCCUCCCACCGAAUUUCAGCUACCACCAAGCUGUCCAACUUGCCGGUCACACAUUACGGCUCGGCGCUAUGGAAGGAUUCUCAAGCGUGCGAAUCUCGACAUUUUGGAACAGAAUGUGGCCAGUGUGAUGUCCCAACGUCUGGCGGAGGUCGUCCCAUCUGUUGAGACCUUCAGAAACGGUCUGGCAGAACUAGAAGCUCGGGCUAAAGAACUUAAAGCCGCACCAAAAUCCGACUGUCAACCUGCUGAUGUGUUUGAGCACCUUGUCGAAACAAGGAAAGGUUUAAUGAUGAAGACAGACGAAGUAUUGGACCCUGGUGCGUUCACUGCUGGGUCUAUGGUCACUCGUCACGGAUUGUCUGAAUCUGAGGCCAAAUCAUGGAUGGCUAUCGUUGUAGAUUUCCUUAGGAUCUACAAAAAGGUAGCUAACAUUACGAAGACGCGGUCCGCACAUGUCCGCGCAUACGAGUCGGCUCUUGCUACUCUUUACCGCUUGGAGCUUGCCCACCUUGCCGCCGAACCACCUGAGGAAAUACACCAGGUCCCUCCCGAACACAUUGCAAUGCGCAAUGUUGACCAGAAGAUUGGACAACCGCCUCAUAAGGCUGAUCGUCGCUACCAUCUCGAAGCAUUUAUAUUAUCAGUCGAGUUAAGGCUCAUGUUGGGAAGCAUUGCUCGGUCUAGAUUUGAGGCGCUUCCAAUGACUUCCAACGAACCUGAAGCUCCUCAUCAUCGUAAUGUCUGGUACUCAUUCACACUGUUCAUCUAUCAGUCGUGCAUCAUCGACUGUCAGAAGGCUAUUACCAUCUCUCAUGCAACUUCUUCAUCACGUCUGGCCGCUCGUUCCGCCACCUUGAUGCUCUGUUCAGACUUUGAACAGUUUCGUUUUUCGAUGUUGGAGAAGCGCAGGCAGGUUUUCAAAGAUGGUGCAUCAGCAGACGCUCGGGAUAGUUUGAUAGAGAAAGUCCAGGCGGACAAGAAGAGGUUGAAGAGAUGCUUGAGAGAGCUCGAACUGUCAUACUUUGCAAGCCGUCCAUCAAGUGAUUCAUCCCAGGUCACUGAAGACCGUCGAUGGUUCCAUGGGAACUGCCGCGCCAAAAUUGAGCGUUGCUUCACAGAAUACAGAAAAUUGGAAGAUCACAUCAUGAAUGAUGCCGUCUAUCAGCCGAUGUCUUUGCAGGAGAAACAAGACAUUGUUCAAGCCUUAGGAUUUUCGCAUCGAGGUCAUUUCUACAACUGCAUAAAUGGCCACACGUUCGUUAUCACAGAGUGCGGAGGAGCGAUGGAGGCUAGUCAAUGUCCUGAAUGUAGAGCGCCGAUAGGCGGCAGAAACCAUAGGCUCAACAGCUCCAAUACCCGCGCUCGAGAAUAUGAGGACAUCUCACGACAGCGAGGGGGAAAAGAAAGCCCAUGGGCGUGGGCAGCCGACGCUUAA
Messenger RNA from Guyanagaster necrorhizus, 6765 nucleotides. RefSeq lists its product as uncharacterized. Gene Ontology annotation, molecular function: metal ion binding; helicase activity. Gene Ontology annotation, biological process: regulatory ncRNA-mediated heterochromatin formation. NCBI's taxonomy places the organism in Eukaryota, Fungi, Basidiomycota, Agaricomycetes, Agaricales, Physalacriaceae. The coding region runs from base 1 to 6765 and encodes 2254 amino acids. The record is from RefSeq and is a predicted model, not a curated record. The transcript is spliced from 24 exons. Gene Ontology annotation, cellular component: nuclear RNA-directed RNA polymerase complex.